AUGAACGCUGAACCUCCUUCGCCUUCUUUGACCUUGCUCUUGUCAUUGGGGUUCCAAGACCUUGAAUAUCCUCUAGGCUUUCUUCCUUGGUUAUGCAUUCUAUGUCCUCAUCAUUCCCUCCUUCUUGAUCAUCAGGAUCUAUCAGCCAUUGUGCGUAGUUGCAAAGCUACCACCUUUACUAAUCCCACCACCGUUUUUGAAACUCCCACCCCCAACACCUCGACCAAUAACACUAGAUCUCCUCUUAAACCAACUGAUUUCAUAGAGCUAGAAAAAUUGACAACCAUCAUAAAUCCCAAUACCACUAUCUCCACCCCCACCCCCACCUCCACCUCCACCUCCGCCUCCGCCGCCAAUAUCCUUAAACCCACAUUCACUAUCGGCACUCCCGCUUUCACUUACACCAGUGUUCAUAACACCAAUCAAAAUUCAACUUUUUAUGAUGUCUCAACACUCGGGAUACAACAAGAAAUGCAAUUAAAUCCACAAACUGAUUUAUUCACAAGAAAAAAUCAACAAAUGAAUCUGGUUUGCCAUGUGAAUACAGAGAAGCUCUUAGAAGAUCCAUGGGCAUGGAGAAAAUAUGGACAAAAACCCAUUAAAGGGUCUCCUUAUCCAAGGAAUUACUACAAAUGUAGCAGUGCCAUAGAUUGUGCAGCAAGAAAGCUUGUAGAUAAAAGCACUUCCAAAGAGGACAUUUUUGUUGUGACAUAUGUAGGACAACACAAUCAUGAAAAACCAGUUAAUCGGACCUCUCGAAAUCGAAACCAGUGGCUACUUAUGACUCAUUUUGUGGGGUGUAAACCAUGUGGAAAAUUUGGAGAUUACCCUGUUGAAGGGUGUUUGAAACAAAUGGAUCGUGCUUAUAAUUUUUGGGAUAAUAAGAUAUUCCAGAUGUAUGAUUUUACUCACAAGUCACUUGCUAGUAGAAGGGAUUGGAUUUUUGGUGGAGGAAACUCUCCUGCCUUUGUCGUGGCAGCUGCUGCAGUCCUUAUGAGUAGGCUCUUAGCUGACAGAAAUUUUGUUCUAACUUUACAACACAUUAUAUGCAUGACUAAGAAACAUCUAGCUUCUGAUAUGCGUGAGCACCACCAAGUAUUUGAUUCAUUAUCAUGUUAUAACACCUUCAUGGAAGUUGCAAGACAUCAACUGUCCCCACCAUUUGUUUUGGCUCUCCAAAUUCGCCAACUAGAAUCUUUCCUUUUAACUGCAAAAGAUUACUUCAAACAGUGCAGAAGCAGGACAUAA
This is a messenger RNA of Cicer arietinum (chickpea), 1248 nucleotides long. Lineage: Eukaryota; Viridiplantae; Streptophyta; Magnoliopsida; Fabales; Fabaceae. The record is from RefSeq and is a predicted model, not a curated record.